Messenger RNA from Oncorhynchus gorbuscha (pink salmon), 756 nucleotides. RefSeq lists its product as uncharacterized. The record is from RefSeq and is a predicted model, not a curated record. The transcript has 3 exons. Bases 1 to 624 code for a protein of 207 amino acids. NCBI's taxonomy places the organism in Eukaryota, Metazoa, Chordata, Actinopteri, Salmoniformes, Salmonidae.
AUGGAUGUGGCAGCCUGCAAAGCUAACAUUGAGGAGCUGGUUCAACACAUCCAGAGCAAGAAGUUUGACUCUGCCUUUGACAGUGUCUACCAGAAGGCUGAGAGAUUGGCUCAACACCCAUGCAAAAGUCUCAAGCUGUACUACGAAGCUCUGGAAACCGUCAUCUCUCAGAUCCAGGUUUGUUACGCACAUCUGGAUGACCUACGCUUCCUCAAGCUGCUGGAUCCAGCGAAGUUCACUGACAUGAACAUCCAUUUCGCAACAGAUGUGGUGGAUAGCCCAGUGAAGCUCUACGAGGGCUUCUUCAACAUGGACAGGCUCAGAGUGGACCUGAAGGCAUUCUACAUAGGCCAAGGACAGCAGCAGGACAGCCACAAGCUCUGUGAAUGGAUCUGUUUCAUCCGGUCCCAGAAGAACCCACUACCAGAGCUCUACAAGCUGAUGUGCCUUGUGGUGACCAUUGGAGUGACCUCAGCUGACGUGGAGGAAAGCUUCCCCUGCCUGAAGCGCAUUCAUGACUUUGUGAAAGGGGAAAAGUUGGACGAUCAGCUCCACCAGAACAUGGCCAUGAUGUGCAUAGAGAAUGAGGGUUUGUCACGAACUCGGGGCGCAGCACUGGUAUGACAAAGUCACGAACCUCUGGGCCAGAAAGACCAAGAGAGAAGAUGAGUUCAUCACCAAGAUGGCUGCAGGAGGGUUGAAAGGGCAGGCAGCAAGAGGACCUCCACAGCAACAGAGGAAUCUCAGGAGCCACCA